Hibiscus syriacus is the source of this 500-nucleotide messenger RNA. RefSeq lists its product as uncharacterized. Lineage: Eukaryota; Viridiplantae; Streptophyta; Magnoliopsida; Malvales; Malvaceae. The coding region runs from base 91 to 348 and encodes 85 amino acids. The record is from RefSeq and is a predicted model, not a curated record. The transcript is spliced from 4 exons.
AAUAGUUUACGUUCAAUCUUUAUAGAAGAAAUUGAAACCGCAUCUAAAUUUCGAAGAGCAGCAGAGAAAAAUCGAAAUCGAAAUCAAAAGAUGGUUUGUAUAGCUUGCCUGUUGCCACUCUUCCUCGUUCCGAUCGUCAACAUUUUGCCUCUCCUCUUCGAUUUCAUCAUGGGUAAAAUCUACAGGCUUUUUGGAUGGGAAUACCGUAAACCGGAAAGGGCACCGCCGGCGUGUCCCUAUAAACCGGCUGCAAAACUGGAAAACACUAAAGUGACCCCAGAAACUGAACCUGGUGCACCGGAGUCUAGUUCGAAACUCAUCGGAGAGACAAAUGGCAAACAGGAUUGAUAUUGAAAGCUCGAUCCUGUUGAAGAUGAACUUCUUAAGUUUUUUGAUUUGUUGGGAAAAAGAAUCACUCUGUAUGUUUUAUACAUAAUCUAGACAUAGUAAAGCAUGGGAAGCCAUGGAACCUACAUAAGUCUUGUUUAGAGGAAACAUGA